UUUAAAAGAGCAGACCUGAGAGACCCCAGAACCACAAUCAGAACCAGGACCUGCAGAUCCAGACCAGCUGAAAGUCGGAGCCUGACGUUGUCUCUUUGUGUCAGCAGGUAUGCGGCGUGUUCGGUGUUCCAGCUUCCUGUGCCUCACACUGCUGCUUCUGUGCAGUCCUGCUGGGGCUUCUCAGCACAGCAGAAACCAGGACCAGUACCAGAACCCGGACCAGGAUCAGGACCAGGAUUUGGAACUCGAGCUGCAACACCACAGGCUGCUGCAGCGUGCUCGCAGCGCCGGCCUCCUGUCCCAGGAGUGGAAUAAACGUGCCGUGGAGGACCUACUCUCCCAGUUCACUCACACAGAGGAUGAUGUCCAGCAAGAUGCAGAGGUGGCCUCCAUGGCAACCGGUGGAAGGAUGGAGUUGGAGCGCUCUGUGGACGCGCCCAACAACCUGCCCCCUCGUGAACGCAAAGCUGGCUGCAAGAACUUCUACUGGAAGGGCUUCACUUCCUGUUGAAAGACUGCCCAGCUGAGGCCACACCUGAACCACACCAGUGAACCAAUCCCAGAGCAGCCGUCUGCGUGGCGGCAACAUUCCAGAAAAACAGAAUAAUUGUCAAUAAAGAAGAGAUUCAGUCAGA
Molecule: messenger RNA, 635 nt
Organism: Thalassophryne amazonica
Lineage: Eukaryota; Metazoa; Chordata; Actinopteri; Batrachoidiformes; Batrachoididae
Product: somatostatin-2-like
Exons: 3
Coding region: 110-511 (133 amino acids)
Biological process (GO): regulation of cell migration
Cellular component (GO): extracellular region
Molecular function (GO): hormone activity
Source: RefSeq, a predicted model, not a curated record